Paraphaeosphaeria sporulosa is the source of this 504-nucleotide messenger RNA. RefSeq lists its product as uncharacterized. NCBI's taxonomy places the organism in Eukaryota, Fungi, Ascomycota, Dothideomycetes, Pleosporales, Didymosphaeriaceae. The record is from RefSeq and is a predicted model, not a curated record. The transcript is spliced from 2 exons. The coding region runs from base 60 to 428 and encodes 122 amino acids.
CCCUUUUCAUGAUUUUAUGGCUAGUUUUGCUAAACAAGCGCCCCAUACAGGUUAAACUUAUGAUCCAAAAUGGUGCAACUCUUGACUCGUCUGCAUUGUUUGCCUCGAUUCAUUUCAAGCUUCCCAAGAUCGUUGAAACACUUCUAGCUACAGGCAUGGACCCGAACUUACGCCGGCCGCAUAAGUCCAAAGACGGAGGAUCUAAAGCUAGUGGGGUGUCCGCAUUGGAGGAGUACUCCCUCUGGGUAGCAGCAACACAGCACGGGAUCGCGGCAGAUACGGCUACGGACAGCAAGCGCAAGGCUGGCGACACAAGCGAGAAGAAGAUCACGAUGAUUCCUCUUUCAUUUCGGCAAACGAAUUGGACGCGGAGCCUCAACUCGAAACGGGUUCAGUCCUACACAACCUUCUGGAGAAUGGGAAGCUAGUCCACCCGAUACUUGAAUUGCCAGAGCUCGAUUCACAGCGGAGGGACCCACGGGGACGUACUUUGCUACAUGCCGC